Messenger RNA from Aspergillus ruber CBS 135680, 1887 nucleotides. RefSeq names its product ATP-dependent RNA helicase DBP5 (gene dbp5). NCBI's taxonomy places the organism in Eukaryota, Fungi, Ascomycota, Eurotiomycetes, Eurotiales, Aspergillaceae. The transcript is spliced from 6 exons. Gene Ontology annotation, molecular function: RNA binding; RNA helicase activity; ATP binding. Gene Ontology annotation, biological process: poly(A)+ mRNA export from nucleus. The record is from RefSeq and is a predicted model, not a curated record. Gene Ontology annotation, cellular component: cytoplasmic stress granule; nucleus. Bases 238 to 1731 code for a protein of 497 amino acids.
GUCGACUCUUCGUCCAUUAUCACUGUUCAAUCGCUUUUAUUUUGCGCUCUGAACUUGUCAGAGCUCGACGUUUCUUGUCUACGUGCGUUCUUGCAUUGACUCAACCUUUUCCGCUGUCAACUUUCGAUUUUCUGCGCAGUUUGACGUGCCCCGCUGUCGCCUCUGCCCCUCCUACCACCACAAUAAACAACUACUGAGCUCUUUUUCGACCUUUACUAUUCUUAAUUAACAACCAAUAUGUCCGCUGAACAGCCCACUGAAGCACCCCCGGCGGGUGGCUCCCUCACGGACCGCGUCUCGAAGCCCGAGGGCUCGGAGUCUGCAGCUCCUGCUGAAAAGACAGACUGGAGCGAAGACAUACCCCAGGACGAUGAUGUACCCCAGAACGAUGGAGCUGCAGAAGUACAGAAUGGUUCCAACCUCCAGGAGCCCGAAUACAACGUCGAAGUCAAACUUAGCGACCUCCAAGACGACCCUAAUAAUCCUCUAUUCUCCGUGAAGAACUUUGCCGACCUUGGAUUAGAUGACAACAUCCUCAAGGGUUUGUCCGCGAUGAAUUUCCGCAAACCAUCGAAGAUUCAAGAGAGAGCUCUCCCCUUGCUCUUGAGUAGCCCACCGAAGAACCUGGUCGGACAGUCGCAGUCGGGUACCGGAAAGACCGCCGCUUUUGUGUUGAACAUCCUCAGCCGCCUAGACCUCUCCUCGGAGCAGAUGCAAAAGACACCACAGGCCUUGAUCCUGGCCCCGACUCGUGAAUUGGCUCGUCAGAUCGUUGGUGUUGUUCAGGUUAUGGGACAAUUCCUUACGGGGCUUCUUAUUGGCACGGCCGUUCCUGCAGACUCCAACAGCCGUCCUACGAAGUUGGAAGCCUCUGUGGUCGUUGGCACACCGGGUACCGUUAUGGAUAUGGUCAAGAGACGUACUAUGGUUGCCGCUAAACUCAAAGUACUUGUUCUUGAUGAGGCCGAUAACAUGCUCGACCAGCAAGGUCUCGGUGACCAAUGUAUUCGUGUCAAGGGUCUGCUACCCCGAGACGUCCAGGUCGUUCUUUUCUCCGCAACAUUCCCUACCCACGUUCACCGAUAUGCAUCUAAAUUCGCGCCGUCGGCAAACGAGAUCACCCUGCAGCACGAGGAAUUGACCGUCGAGGGUAUCAAGCAACUUUACAUUGACUGCUCAAAUGACGAGGACAAAUACCAAACCCUUGUUAACCUGUACGGUCUUCUCACCGUUGGUUCUUCUAUUAUUUUCGUCAAGACCCGUGCUUCUGCUUCUGAAAUCGAGAAGCGCAUGAUCCAGGAAGGUCACAGUGUUGCAUCUUUGACUGGUGGUAUUGAGGGUUCGCAGCGUGACGCUGUCAUUGAUGAAUUCCGUUCCGGAAAGGCCAAGGUCCUGAUUACGACCAAUGUUCUUGCCAGAGGUAUUGACGUUUCUACCGUUUCCAUGGUCAUCAACUAUGAUAUCCCCGAAAUCUACCAGCCCGGCAACCAGGAGAAGCAGGCGGAUUACCAGACCUACCUGCACCGUAUCGGUCGUACGGGACGAUUCGGCCGUGUCGGUGUGUCGAUCUCGUUCGUGUCCAACCGCGAUGAGUGGAACAUGCUCAUGCAGAUUGGGAAAUACUUCAAUGUUGAUAUUCAACGACUCGACACGACCGAUUGGGACGAAGUGGAGGAGACUAUUAAGAAGACGAUCCGGAACCCGCGGUCCAACGCGACUUUUGGGAAGUGAGGAAUAGUAGCGACUUCAAAUAGAUUGGAUUAGCAAUUCCUGCUACAUGGCUAAUGCGUGAAGAGUUAUGAAAUGUUUAUGUUUAUCAGAUACCAAAAUGAGUAAAGAUUGCAUUUACGUGACUUGCCGGUCGCACCGCAUACUUAACCAUCCCGA